AUGACUUUAUACUUCUCUCAUUCGAUUUCUUUCAUUCGAACAAGACCUAUCCAUCCAACAAGCUUCAAACUUAACCCAUUUUCAUUAUCAAGAAACCUCACUACAACCACCACCACCACCAAAACCAAAAUCCCAACAACACAUUUGGCACGAUCCUAUCGUUUCGCAAUCUGUGGUGCAGGUCCAGCUGGAUUUUAUUCGGCUUCUCGAUUAUUAAGUUUAUUGAAUGAUCAUCAAGAUAUACGAAUCGAUUUAUUUGAUAAACUUCCUACUCCUUUUGGUUUAAGUAGAUAUGGUGUUGCACCUGAUCAUCCGGAAGUUAAAAAUUGUGAGCAUAAAUUUGAAGAAGUUGCUCAAGACCCUAGAGUGAAAUUUUUCGGUAAUACAAGAUUAACAGGAGAAAAAGAAGAAAGGAUAUCAUUCAAUACCGAAGCAACCAUUACAAUUUCAGAACUUAGAUCUUAUUAUGAUGCCGUGAUUCUUAGUUAUGGAUCAUGUUUAGAUCGAGAUUUAGGAGGUAUACCAGGAGAAACCAAUUUAAGUAAUAUAAUACCUGCAAGAUCAGUUGUGAAUUGGUAUAACAGUUAUCCACGUUCAUCAUCAAAUGAUCCAAUUAAUUCUUUUGAUAUCGAUUUGAGUAAGAUUGAAAAGGUGGUGAUACUUGGACAAGGAAAUGUAGCACUUGAUAUUGCUAGAAUCUUAUUAACUGAUAUAGAUCAACUGGCAAAAACGGAUAUAAGUGAAAGAGCAUUAGAAAACUUAUCAAAUAGUCAAAUCAAAGAAGUUGAAAUCGUAGGAAGAAGAGGACCUUUACAAAUGCCAUGUACAACCAAAGAACUACGAGAACUGUUAUCAUUGAAAGAUGUUAGAUUUGAAACAGAUUUAGAAAUCUUAAAUGAAUCCAUUGAAUUGAUACGACAACCUGAAAUCUUGAAUCAUUUACAAAACUCUAGACUUAGGAAACGAUUAAUUGAAUUAAUGUCAAAAUCUAUGACCAAUCAACGGAAUCAAACAUCUAGCCAUCGAUCUUGGUCAUUCAGAUUCCUUAGAUCACCUAUUGCUUUUCAUCCUGAUCCUAACUUUACAUCAACAGAAAGACAACCAGUGAAGAAGAUCGAAUGGCAAAGGAAUCGACUAUUGAACCCGAAACCUACAGAAAUUAAGCCCCACAUGGACCUCUCGACUGCAACUGCCAUUCCUUCGGAACCGUCUCAUACAUUCACUUCACAGGCCGAUUUAGUCAUCAAGAGUAUCGGUUAUCGCCCUGAAGUGAUUUCAGGAAUUCCGUACAACUCCCGACAAACUUCCGUGAACAAUAUUGAUGGUCGAGUCAUCAAUGAAAAAGGAGAAGUGAUCCCAGGUCUUUAUGUAUCAGGAUGGUUAUCAAGAGGAGCCAAUGGAGUAAUAGCAAAUACAAUGUAUGAUGCAUUUCUAACCAUAGAUAAACUUAUAGAAGAUAUACAAAACAAUCAACUUGAUAAACAUAAUGUAUCAAAUGAUUUAAAAAUCAAUGGUAAGGAAAACGUUAUGGAUUGGAAUCAGUGGAAAAUAAUUGAUGAAGUUGAGAAAAUCAAUGGAAUCCAAAAAGGAAAAGUUAGAGAAAAGAUUGAAGAUUUAGAUCGAAUGAUGGAAAUCGGUUGUAAGAAGAUUUGAUUGGGUUUUUUGCGUUCCAUUUUGUUUUUCAAUAUGAUUGAUUGGAUUUAUAAGGUCUUGAUAGGUUGAAGGUGUAUAUAUUGUUUUAGAUUAUCAACAGUUUUGGCGUCUUUCCAUUGUUGAAGGUAUUUCAAUCCUCAAAGUCACACCACAUUUGAUUUGAUUUUUGGAGACAUAUCACAUAGAAGCCACUGGAAAUCAGGAAUGUAUGUCUUUCUGAUUUUAGAUUUAAAGGGUGUGUACUUAAAUUGAAUUAGGUUGGCAAACAUUUAUAUCACUAUGAUAAUUGAUUUGUCUGAAUGACUUCAUCAAGUCUUUAAAUUAUCAAUUUUCUCAUUUUCUUCCC
Messenger RNA from Melampsora larici-populina 98AG31, 1999 nucleotides. RefSeq lists its product as uncharacterized. Gene Ontology annotation, cellular component: mitochondrion. The coding region runs from base 1 to 1653 and encodes 550 amino acids. The record is from RefSeq and is a predicted model, not a curated record. NCBI's taxonomy places the organism in Eukaryota, Fungi, Basidiomycota, Pucciniomycetes, Pucciniales, Melampsoraceae. Gene Ontology annotation, biological process: ubiquinone biosynthetic process. The transcript is spliced from 3 exons.